CAAUCUCACCUGUCGUUGAACCAGAAACUGGCAACUAUCCUCCGGUACCACCUACGGAGAGCUUGGAAGACAUUACACUGCCACCUUCACCUAACAACACCGUGAACGUGGAAAUAGAGACCGGAAGUGAAGAGGAGGUCAAGGUGGAGGGUCGAUACAACAUUGGCGGGUCAAUUACAACAACUUCAACAGCGAAGACAACCCUUCAAGAAGUAUUUACCCCAGAACCAACUCCACCUCCAACUGUUGACGGCUGUUUACUACCAUAUUUCCCAGCUGACGACCCUGACGUGGAAAAUGCCUGGAGAUUUGGAGCAACAAAGUACAGCCGAUUGGAGUAUCGUUCUCUACAAGGAAGAUACAAAAACGAUUACGACUUCCAAAUCGACGUUAAAACAAUGUCCAGAGAAGGAAUAAUCUUCUAUGCAUCGGACAUGAACAAGCAAGACUUAAUUGCAGUGUACCUGAAAGACGGCAAGGUGCACUACAGAUUUAAUUGCGGAAGCGGAGCGGCGACUCUAAUUAGCGAGGACAAAGUCAGCGAUAAUCAAUGGCACACAGUUAAUUUCAAAAGAGAAGGCAGUUACGGGGAAUUAAUAAUCGACGAUUCAAAUUCGGUUUCCGGAUAUUCGGAAGGACAUACAACAUCGAUCAACGUAAAUCCGCCAUUUUACCUCGGGGGAAUAAUGCCGGAAAAGUCAUCGAACGUAUUAGAAAAAAUCGGCCUGAACAAGACAUUUACCGGAUGUCUGACGAGCUUCAAAAUGAACGGCCAGGUGAUCGGCGAACCCGCCGAGAAGAUCGGAGUAAUUCCCUGCUCCAAGAGAGUAGAGCCUGGACUUUUCUUUUAUCCCGGAAACGGCAGUAAUUUGUUCAAAGCCCUGGACAGAUUCACCGUCGGCCGUACCGUGGACAUCCAAAUGGAUAUAAAGCCAAGGUCGACUUCCGGUCAUUUGGUGUCCAUUCACGGGAAGCGGGAUUUCCUUAUUCUGGAAAUGAUCAACGGGACGAUAAGAUUUGUUGUCAAGACGAUAAAAGGGCAGAUCGAGACGUCAUUCGAGCAAAUGAUGCCCAACGCGCUUUGCGAUGGAAACUGGCACAACAUCCGCGCAAUAAAGCAGAAGAGCGCGUUGCUUUUAUCAGUCGACCACAAGGCGGCGCCACCAGGAGUGGGCCAGGCCGGGAAGAACGCGGCACCAGUUCUCUCUAAACAUCCCCUGUUCAUCGGAGGCCAUCCGAUGUUGGGCAGAAGACUUCGAGGAAGUGUUUCCCAGUCCCAAUACGUCGGAUGCAUAAGCAACAUAAUGAUAAAUCAAAGACCAGUCGCCCUGGACCCUGAACGAGCCUACGGCCAUGUUACAUCCAGCGUCUGUCCGACGAUAUGAGCGAAAACCCGGACCUAACCUCAAAUUUGGGGACUCUUUGAACCUCCUGACCGACGCACGCCACAGUUUCCCUGAAAACACAAACCCCCUCCUCAAAAUUCAGCCUUUUCCACGAUUAACCUCAUUUCCCAAGAGGCUGAACUUCUGAGAACAAAGGAGGAAACAAUGGCGUGCGUCGUUUCUAACCUGGCUAGAAAUGCAGCGAUAAAUAUGGGAUUUUUAAUCUACGCAGUUAAAUCCAGUUUUUCCUGUAGGGGAUUAAUCUGCGCAGAUCGGAUUUGCCCGGGUUUACGUCCGAUGGAUUUAUCGCAGCGCGUGAAUAUUUUUACACACCCAGGAGAAUCCAAGAUGGCGGCGCCGCGACUAUUCUAUCUUUAACCCUAGUUUUACAUCGAUAUUAAGUAAUUAGAUUAUCGCACGUCGCGGAACUAGUCUUUUAAGACUGUCAGGGCGGGACUUAUACCAAAAAUAACAAUUUUUUAGUGAGGUUAGGGUUCCACCGACGUGUCCACGUUACGUUGAAAUAAAAAAUGUACUUUGCGCUGUACAUUAAGCGACGCGAAACGUACACAGAUCCGCAAUUAACGUCAAAUAAUUUUAAUAUCCACCGGCCUGCUUUUCAUAACCUCAAAAUAUUUAUAAAAGUUUCCUCCGAACUGGGUGCACCGAGUAAUGUUAAAUAUUAACAGGUGAUUAUGGGGGACCUAAGGAGGAUUUGUGGUAUGGAAAUUAUUCUAUGUGGUAGAAAUUAAUAAUUUCCAUUGUUCAUUCCCCGUCCCUAAUGUUCCUGAUAAUUACAUUCGCCGUAAUAAAUUUUUUAUCUUA
This is a messenger RNA of Orussus abietinus, 2210 nucleotides long. RefSeq names its product laminin subunit alpha-like. Lineage: Eukaryota; Metazoa; Arthropoda; Insecta; Hymenoptera; Orussidae. Gene Ontology annotation, biological process: cell adhesion. The record is from RefSeq and is a predicted model, not a curated record.